Prinia subflava (tawny-flanked prinia) is the source of this 4011-nucleotide messenger RNA. It is a transcript of the gene SYT11, whose product is annotated as synaptotagmin 11. Gene Ontology annotation, cellular component: axon; exocytic vesicle; synapse. Gene Ontology annotation, biological process: cellular response to calcium ion; calcium ion-regulated exocytosis of neurotransmitter; vesicle fusion. The transcript has 4 exons. The record is from RefSeq and is a predicted model, not a curated record. NCBI's taxonomy places the organism in Eukaryota, Metazoa, Chordata, Aves, Passeriformes, Cisticolidae. Bases 101 to 1384 code for a protein of 427 amino acids. Gene Ontology annotation, molecular function: phosphatidylserine binding; calcium ion binding; SNARE binding.
GGGCGCCGCAGCGGGGCCAGCCGGCAGCUCCUGCAUCCCGGCGGCGAGAGCAUCCUCCGCACCGGGCCCCGCACCCCGCGGGCCCGGCCUCGGCGGGGCCAUGGCCGAGAUCACCAGUGUCCACCCCGGCUUCGAUGUGUCUCCCGUGGUGGCAGGACUCAUUGGAGCCACCGUCCUGGUGGUUUCUGUCUCAGUCACAGUCUUUGUGUGGACAUGCUGUCACCAGCAAGCAGAAAAGAAGCACAAAACCCCCCCUUACAAAUUCAUCCACAUGCUGAAAGGCAUCAGCAUCUACCCCGAGACCUUGAGCAACAAGAAGAAAAUCAACCGGAUCCGGAGAGACAAGAGCGGCGCGGCCAAGGAGGGCGGCAGGGGGAACCUCCUGGUGGAUGCUGCCGAGUCCGGGCUGGUGGGCCCCGCCACAGCUCCAGAGGGACCCCCAAACAUCGACCAGCUCCCCAUCAAAGUCGACUACGGAGACGAACUCAGCCCGGAUCAAAGCCUCACCCCGGGAGGGAGUAAAACCUCCUCGCCCUCCUCGCCGGGCGACGACGUGAUGCUGGGAGAGCUGACUUUCUCAGUGGACUACAACUUCCCCAAAAAGGCGCUGGUGGUCACCAUCCAGGAGGCGCACGGGCUGCCCGUGAUGGACGAGCACACGCAGAGCUCCGACCCCUACAUCAAGAUGACCAUCCUGCCCGACAAGAGGCACCGCGUCAAGACCCGAGUGCUGCGCAAGACCCUGGAGCCCGUCUUCGACGAGACCUUCACCUUCUACGGCAUCCCCUACAGCCAGCUGCAGGACCUGGUGCUGCACUUCCUCGUGCUCAGCUUCGACCGCUUCUCCCGCGACGACGUGAUCGGGGAGGUGAUGGUGCCCCUGGCAGGGGUGGAUCCCAGCACCGGCAAGGUGCAGCUCACCAGGGAGAUCCUCAAAAGGAACAUCCAGAAGUGCAUCAGCAGAGGGGAGCUGCAGGUGUCCCUGUCCUACCAGCCCGUGGCACAGAGGAUGACCGUGGUGGUGCUGAAAGCCAGGCAUUUGCCAAAGAUGGACAUCACCGGCCUCUCAGGUAACCCCUACGUCAAGGUGAACGUUUACUACGGCCGCAAACGCAUCGCCAAGAAGAAGACCCACGUCAAGAAGUGCACUUUGAACCCCGUCUUCAACGAGUCCUUCAUCUACGACAUCCCCGCCGAGCUGCUGCCCGACGUCAGCGUCGAGUUCCUGGUGAUCGACUUCGAGCGCACCACCAAGAACGAGGUUGUGGGCAGGCUGAUCGUGGGCGCGCACAGCGGCAGCGCCGCCGGCGCCGAGCACUGGCGCCAGCUCUGCGACAGCCCCAGCAAAGCCGUGGCCAAGUGGCACAGCCUGAGCGAGUACUGAGCACUCCCUCCCUCUCUAGGACACACCUCCAACCUUGUUUUAGCUGUAGGACUAAAAUACUUUGAGUUGAGAAGCAGCGGCUGGUCGGUUCUCUUAGUGACGUGGGUUUUUUGCAGGGCACUGAAAUUCUUAAGGAGAGUUAAAACAAAAAAAAAAAAAAGAUGGGGAAUAAAUAAUAAUAAUUAAAAAAAAAAGGUACCACGAAUAUAUAUAACAGUGUAAUCACGCUAUUGCAUGCCUACUACAAACUGAAAUUAGUAUAACUGCCAAUAUCAAGUUGCAGGUUUUAAUACAAUUAUCUGUCACUAUGGAAGUUGUGUUUGUGCCGAGCUGUCUUUGCUGGUAUUCACCAAGAUUGGCCUGUCUUCAUUAGGCUUCUCCCAAAGUUUGAAUUCUGCUGUUUAACCUCUAGUUUCUUGUUAGUUUUGCCUGCCCAUUGGUUCUUGCAGUUCUGUUCUGUGCUGGUUUGGGAGUCCCAACCGCGUUUCCGUGUAGAGCUGGGUGAGAAUUCUGCACUGGCACAAAAGGAAAAUACAGGGAAAAUGGCACUGGCCUCCAGAGAAGAAACAAUUCUGUGUCAGGCACCGAAAUCCUUGUCCUUGGGAUGUCCCUGGGGAGCUGUGAGGUCACAAGAGCCAAGAGUUGACUCUAAAAUCCCAACCCCAACCAGCUGAUCCUGCUGCUUUUGGGGGUCACACAGGCAGGACCCCACAGACUGCAGGAACUGGGGAAAUCCUGCUCAGUUUGGUUUGAUUUAAUCCUGUCUGUGCAUGAAGGGCCCAGGAAAACCCAAACACAGAUGUGUCAUGGAUUGGUAAGGAAACUCCAAAAUAUUAAAUGUCAGUUCUACCUGGCUGAUCAUUUCUGUUUCAUGGCAAAACAAAGCUGAGCUAAGGAAAGGUCCUGGAGGCAGAACUUGUCCAUGAAAAGGUGACAAAUCUUCCCUUCACCCCUGCUGGAGCCAAUUUGCAUCAGACCUGAUCCUUCAGUCACCUAAGAGCAGCUCCCAGAACACAGGGCAAAGCCUGGCACGGAAAUUGUGCCAGACCUGGAUUUUCGAGGCAGCUUGGGAGAGUCCUGAAAUCCUGACUGACUUCUGAGCCACCUGCAAGGGGAGGGAUGGCCCUGACCAGAGCACCUUGAGCACCUCGGGCUGUUUGAACCCUGCAGGGUCAGGAAUUUGGAGCAGAAGUUCACAGAGUUAGGCAGCAGCUGCCUUUGGAUGCAAGCAGAGCAUCCUGGCACUGGAUUUGGGAAUUCUGGCCACAGCCCAGCCAGGGCACACGCUGAUAACUGGCAGCAAAUAAUUCAUUUCAUUAUUAAUGGUAACCAGUGUUGGAGAAUUAAGAAAUAAUCAUAACUAAAAUCGUUCCUGGGCUCUUCAGGAAAUGCAGGAGCAGAAUUUGGUUUGCAAAGAGGCUCCUGACAGCCCCAGGUUACCAGGAAAAAACCCAAGAUUUUUGGUUGCUCCCAGGCAGGCAGUCUGCUCUGAGCCCUGUGGGAUGCAAAUAGGAAUGCAAAUAACAUUAUAAUUUUUAAAAAAUUAAGAUCAUUUACCUACUUACAGGACUUGCCUACUGAAUUUUACAUCCCUGUUGGAAAAAAAAUCCUUUUCGCCUUCUCUCCCCUGAAAUGGGAAUAACUGAGCAAGGAAAAAAAUUAUCAUUUUCACCUUCUCUCCCCCAAAAUGGGAAUAACUGAGCAAGGCUGUCCUGGUUCCCCCAGGGCAGCAGCAGCUCGGGAUGGACAGACAGCACUUUGUGAGCUGCCACCACUCUGGCAUCUCUUCCUGAGGCAUUCAUUUUGCAAAGCUGAUUUUUCUCACUCCUGGCCCUCCCUCCCAGGCUGUGGCUCCAUUUCUCAGCAGACACAAGCGUGGACUCUCUUCCCCUUCACCCAUCCCCAAGGCCAGGAUUUCUGCCUGAGGUUGUAGUAGAUUUUAUCAGUGUCUUAAAUGCUUUUUUCUAGCUCGAACUCUGUGAGCCACAGCCCAGAGAACGAGUUCCCCCUUGGAAAUUGCUGUAGAUCUCUUUCAAUUCUAGUUUUUUGCACUAAGCAAUUGCGUUGCUGCAAUUCAAGCAACUGUCACGACUUUUCCUCGGAACAUGCUUUCCAACACCACCCCAAAGAUCUGACCACCACUAACAGCAGCAACAAAAUCCCCUUCUCCCUUCGGUGUGAAAAGCAUGACUAAGCCUAGAUGAUCUUAAGAUUCCUUUAGAUGCAAAGGAAAGAUGAAUUUCUUGUCAAGGAAACAUGCUCAGGGUAAAUAGACUUAGGCUAUCGGGCAGGUAGGAGUAGCUCCAACACUCUUCUGGAAUAAUAGGAAACUGAAAAUGUGCAGAUAUAUAUUUUUUAAAACAUAAAAUAGACAGUAAGUGACAGCGGACUCACUGUAAAAUCUCCCAGGUGUGGUUAUUCUUUACCUUGUGUCUUCUAUUGUAAAAUGAACUUGGACAGUUACAACUUUGUGUGGAAAAAAAAAAAAAGAAAAAAGGCAAAAAACCUAACUCAGCCUGUGUGAAACUGCAUAAUGCUAUAAGCUAACCUACAUUCUGUAAUGCUACCUUGUAUGUUGAAUUUGUUAACGCACAUUGAGCGUGCAAAUAAAAAUUAAAUCACUUUAA